AUGAGUUCUACCCUGCCGCUGCACAUGUACAUCCGUCCGCUGUUGAUUGAAGACGCGCAUGAAGUAAUCGAGCUUGAAAGUAGGGGAUUCCCACCUGAAGAAAGAGCGUCUCGUGAAACAACUGAGUUCCGUUUGAAAGUUUGUCCCGAACUGUGCUCCGGUCUUUUCAUCCGGGACGUGGAUGGUCUCGAAGUUAAGGGCGAAAAAUUGAUUGGCCACAUUCUAGGUACUAAGGUCCCUUCAUCGUCUGAUAGCUCGCAUGGUUCCAAAAUAACUUUGGAAAGCAUGGGUCAAGCACACGACGAAUCUUCCACCACCGUUGGUAUCCACUCGGUAGUGAUUGCGCCCGAGCACCAGAAAAAGAACCUGGCAACGUUACUGCUCACCGACUACAUUCAAAAGCUCAGCAACCAAGAAGUGGGCCAAAGAAUCGCAAUCAUAACGCACGAGCCGUUGGUUCCCUUUUAUGAACGCAUUGGGUUUCUACUCCAAGGUGAAAACGUCCAGGUCAAGGCCGACGCUGCCUUUGCCAAGUCCAAAUGGUGCGAUAUGGUCCGCGAGUUGGUGAAGGAGGAGUAUGAGAAUUAG
This is a messenger RNA of Lachancea lanzarotensis, 588 nucleotides long. RefSeq names its product LALA0S07e01618g1_1 (gene PAA1). The record is from RefSeq and is a predicted model, not a curated record. NCBI's taxonomy places the organism in Eukaryota, Fungi, Ascomycota, Saccharomycetes, Saccharomycetales, Saccharomycetaceae. Gene Ontology annotation, cellular component: cytoplasm. Gene Ontology annotation, molecular function: aralkylamine N-acetyltransferase activity. The coding region runs from base 1 to 588 and encodes 195 amino acids. The transcript has a single exon.